Molecule: messenger RNA, 833 nt
Organism: Rubroshorea leprosula
Lineage: Eukaryota; Viridiplantae; Streptophyta; Magnoliopsida; Malvales; Dipterocarpaceae
Source: the annotation of a GenBank genome assembly
CGACUAUCUCCACUUCUUUCCAGCUUUCUAGACUUCUCCCUAAUUUAAUGAAAAAUUCUUUGUCCCUCAUACAUCUAGACAUGGGUUCCCAAAUUUUUCAUGGAUGCUUCAUGGUUUUGAUCAUCACGGCCUCCGCAUGGUUCAUCACCUCAUCGGAAGGUUAUAAGUUUUACGUCGGUGGAAGAGAUGGUUGGGUGGUUAACCCGAAGGAGAACUUCAAUCACUGGGCUGAGAGAAACCGGUUUAGUGUCAAUGACACUCUUUUUUUUAAGUACAAGAAAGGAUCGGACUCAGUGUUGGUGGUGAAGAAAGAGGAUUACUUCUCCUGCAACGCUACGAAUCCGACACAGUCCAUGAUGGACGGCGAUUCGGAGUUCAAGUUUGACCGUUCGGGUCCUUUCUUCUUCAUCACAGGCAAUGCUUAUAACUGCAACAAAGGUCAGAAGCUCAUAGUGGUGGUCCUGGCUGUGAGGCACAAACACUAUUACCCACCGAAGCCGACUUAUCCUUCCCCAUCAGCUCCUUUGUCGUCUCCUGUUCCUGUCAUUGAUUCUCCACUUCCACCUUCCGUCUCGUCACCUCCCUCAGAGUCACCGGAGGCUGGUGGCAUUGAUGUUCCGUCUGGAAUGCGUUCUCCGAGACCGGCUCCGACGUCGCAUAAGAACUUCGGUUCUCUGAGAUCGGAGCUGCCAACUUUGUUAGUGGUGGGGUUAAGUGUGGGUAUUAUUGUCGUUUUGGCCCCCUUCAGUGUCGUUUAGAGGCUUUAGAGAGGGAGGAAAAUAGGUUAUUAGUUUAUUAGUUUUGGUCUUUAUUAAUUAAUAUUAGUUUUGUCA